Zonotrichia albicollis (white-throated sparrow) is the source of this 2228-nucleotide messenger RNA. Lineage: Eukaryota; Metazoa; Chordata; Aves; Passeriformes; Passerellidae. The record is from RefSeq and is a predicted model, not a curated record.
AGGAACGCGCUGAUGUUCAAUAACGAACUCAUGGCUGACGUUCACUUCAUCGUGGGCCCGCCAGGGGCAUCCAAGAAAGUUCCUGCCCAUAAGUAUGUUUUGGCAGUUGGUAGCUCUGUCUUCUAUGCUAUGUUUUAUGGCGAUCUCGCAGAGGUCAAAUCUGAAAUCCAUAUACCAGAUGUGGAACCUGCAGCCUUUCUAAUCCUAUUAAAAUACAUGUAUAGCGAUGAAAUAGACCUGGAAGCUGACACAGUUCUGGCUACACUCUAUGCUGCCAAGAAGUACAUCGUGCCGGCCCUAGCGAAGGCUUGCGUCAAUUUUUUGGAGACCAGCUUAGAGGCGAAGAACGCUUGUGUCCUGCUGUCUCAGAGCAGGCUCUUCGAGGAGCCAGAGCUGACGCAGCGCUGCUGGGAAGUGAUUGAUGCUCAGGCAGAAAUGGCACUGAAGUCAGAGGGCUUCUGUGAGAUAGAUCAACAGACGCUAGAGAUCAUUGUGACCCGGGAAGCACUCAACACCAAGGAGGUGGUAGUUUUCGAGGCUGUUCUUAACUGGGCAGAGGCCGAAUGCAAAAGGCAAGGGCUGCCGGUGACGCCUCGCAACAAGAGGAAUGUAUUAGGGAAAGCUUUGUACUUGGUGCGGAUUCCAACCAUGACUUUGGAAGAGUUUGCCAACGGAGCUGCCCAGUCCGACAUCCUCACCCUCGAGGAGACUCACAACAUAUUCCUAUGGUACACGGCCGCAAAUAAACCCAAACUAGAGUUCCCCCUGACGAAAAGGAAAGGACUCGUGCCUCAGCGCUGCCACCGGUUCCAGUCGUCUGCGUAUCGCAGCAAUCAGUGGCGGUACCGGGGCCGCUGUGACAGUAUUCAGUUUGCCGUAGACAAACGGAUAUUUAUAGCGGGACUGGGAUUGUAUGGGUCGAGCUGUGGCAAAGCUGAAUACAGCGUCAAAAUCGAACUGAAGCGCUUAGGCGUGGUCCUUGCUCAGAACCUGACCAAGUUUACCUCCGACGGCUCCAGCAACACCUUCUCGGUGUGGUUUGAGCACCCCGUGCAGGUCGAGCAAGACACGUUUUACAAUGUAAGUGCUAUUCUGGAUGGGAACGAACUCAGUUACUUUGGACAAGAGGGAAUGACUGAAGUGCAGUGCGGGAAAGUGACGUUCCAGUUCCAGUGCUCCUCGGACAGCACCAAUGGGACCGGAGUACAAGGAGGACAGAUACCUGAGCUCAUUUUCUAUGCAUGAUGCAUUUCACCUUGAUUGUAUUCCAGUGCUGCAAUGAUGCACAUUAAGGGAUUUUUUGGUUUUACUACGAACUCUGCAGCAGUAUGGAAUGUUAUGCUACUUACCUAUCUGCUACAUCAGGCUAUACAAAUAAGUGAAGGAAUGCUCUUGAAUUUAAUCUUAUUUUAUUUAUUCAUAAGCUAUUUGACUUAAUAAUUAAGACUGCAACAUGCAGAAAAAUGUUAAAUUUUGCACGUACUGUGCAUUUAUUUUGUAUAUAGAUAACUAACUUGCAGACUGCAGCUGACUCAAACAGAAUGUUCUAAACUAGAGCAGUUUACGAAUCUGUGAAAUAUAAAACAUUUUUACUUGGCCCUAAAUCCUGUGUACUUGAUCUUUGCUGACAUUAUGGCUCAUGUGUGUUAAUUCAUGUACAGCUAACAGGGGUGAUGACACUGUAGUCUGGUCCCUGUGUGCAUCCACACCCAGCAAAUAGGAAGGUUCCCUCUCUUGGUAACUGAAACUAACCAUCAGCAGCCUUUAUUUUCCCUUCAUGAGAAAAGGAGCUGACAUCUGAGGAAGCUCAGGGUUUUUUGUGUGUUGCCCAAGCUGAAGAUAGACAAACCAUCAGUAUAAUCAAAGCUGAUCAAAAUUCUCCUGUGGUUAUAGUUGAAAAUUCCUAAUGCCCCUUCACGUGCAGCAUCUCUGUUAUCUUCCAGCCUGCCCACCAAACAGCAACACUGCCACUUGCACCUGUCAAACUAUACCCCCCUUUGAAUGGCCAGAGUCAAGACACACAGAUGAAGUUAAUUAAUUAAUUCAGUGACAGGGCUGCAUCACAGAUUUAGCCCAGGGCUGUAUUACUGGCAGACACUAUCUGAAUUUACAUCCCAUCUUUAUACAGAGCAGCAGGCAUUAGAAAAAUACUUGCAAGAUGGUGUUUAGGUUCACUUAAUAUUACUAAUUAGAAAUAAGCCACCUUAAAAAAAAAAAAAAAAAAAAAA